Messenger RNA from Peronospora farinosa, 7659 nucleotides. The record is from the annotation of a GenBank genome assembly. Lineage: Eukaryota; Oomycota; Peronosporomycetes; Peronosporales; Peronosporaceae.
AUGGGUGUCAUCAUUGAUCCAUCUGGAUUUGGAGUUUAUGUCGGUAUGCUGCGUCGCAUUGGGAAUCAUGAAAUGAAAGAGAUCAAGACAUUGGAGAAACAAUUUCAAUCUGAAGUGGCUGAAAAAAUGUUUCGACUCACCAAGGAGAAAUUCAGUGAUGAUAAUCGAAAACAAGCAUUGGACGACCUGCUGCAGCAAACCAAUGUACGCUUAUGUCAACAGGAGAAUGAUGAAGAGUCGCAUAAAAGACGUAGAGGCAAGAAAAGCAGCAUGCAAUCACUCUCGUUAGACAUGCUCAAGCGUGUCACUGAUGUUGACGUGUAUCUAGACAAUAUGUUGCGUCGUAAAGCUGCUGCGGAUGCAACUAGCCAACAGAAGUUUGUCAAACCCAUUUCAUCGCAGGAGAUUGCAGAGACCGAUUCGAAACUUCGCAAUCAGUUGACACGAUUUCUAGUGUCAUCACAAAAAAGCAGGCAUCACUCGAGGCUCAAGGUGAUAACUUGGGUCAUCUGUAGUAUCAUGGCGAAGACGUAUGCCUUGCUACUAAGCGAUGACAAACUCCCUGAUGACGACGGCAUAGAAGAGGACAAGCCGAAGGCUGCCAAUAAACUAGCUGAAAGUGACAAGGAAGAGUGUGAUUGUUGCUGUGUGGGUAAGGACUCUUGCACCUGUCCUUGUACUUGCAAAUGCCAUGUGGAGUCGAGUGAUGAAGAAGACGAGAAUAGCGAUUGUCAAGACAAGGCAGCAAAGGUAGAUGUGGAACCGGAAACCUCUGGCAACGUUGGCAGUUUUCCUGUUAUGCCGACAGACUCGUUUGCCAGCAGGCUAGGAAAAAUCAUCCCAGAAGUGACUGUGACGCUUGAAGAAGUGACAACCGAGGUGGAGAGAUUUUUGAGCUCUCAACAAUCACGUGACAAUCAGCCGCAUACAGCGAAAGACGUGCUUUUGGUGUUGUCGUCCCUCGAAAACCACUUGAUUAGCAAGUUCUCGGUCACGUGCAGCAGUGUUUCUUGGGCGGGACGACGAUCCGUACUAGAACUAUUGUCUCAUAUCCUAAGCGACACGGAGGACGCACAUAGCAAAGACGAAACCAGUGCAAGCACGUGGCUGCGUAGCCUUAUGCGUUCUUCAGAAAGGAGUGAUAACGACGCGAUCUCACUGAAAGUUAUCAGCGAAAAGCGCCUACUAGAAGAAGUGAUGCCAUUUGUUCGAGAAUGCCGCGCUGUCAUCUCUUCAUCUUCUUCGUUGUCUUCACUUUCCAGUGAAAAGCAACACCAAUGGAUAACACACCGAGUUUCCGUGCAGCUUGGAUGCAGUCGCACGGAAGAGCGUGAACUUCCGAGUGCUGAAGAACUGGUUCGACUCGUGGAUCAGCAACCUCACGAAGAAGCGACUUCGAUAAUCAAGUACAUCGGCAGUUUGGACCUUAACCAUGGCAGCGGCAGCUUUGACGUCGCAGUCACGCGGGAAGGUGCAACAGGUGAGUCCAUGCAGUUCUUGACGGAGCAAGCUCUUGAAAAAUUGUGCAAAUGUCCGUACUUGAUUGAUGUAUCGCUUUAUAUGGAUUGGCACGAGCGGUAUGCUCCUAUGUGUGGGUCAUUGCUCUCGUUUAUUCGUGUGCAUGAAAUGAUUUUACUUGAUCAUGCACCGUCAAACAACUGUAUGUUUGUGUGCUGUUUAGACGGAACGAUUUUGCGUGUUAAUGAGAAAUCGACACCGUCUGAUCUCGAAUUGUUGCUUGCACGAGCUCAACAAGAGCAAACCCUUGUUGCCGCCAGCCAAGUGGCAGUUCACUUAGUGUCGAUGAUGGUGACGUGCAAGAGUCAAGCAAAUUUCCCGAAGCAACUUGUUCAAGCUCAUCUACGUGCUCACUUGUUGAGCUUCGCCAAGGACUGGAUGGCUGACAGCUGGCGACCUCGCUUUGUUUUGGAGGUGCUUAUGGAAACGCCGGUCGAGUUUGCAGAAUGCAUCAUGUCGUUACUAUUAGGUAUAGUCGGACAGGAUGGGCCGGGGUUCUCGAACGAUUGGGGCACUGCAGAUAAGAUCUGGAAGGCUUGCCACAGCGAUGCUGAAAGAAAAGCCCUUGUGUUCAUAUCUAACCGAAGCUCGUCGCCGCUGUGGGCGAACCAAACGGAGCAGUGGCGCACUAUGCGUGAGAACCUGACGGUUGCGGUCGUGGAGGAUGAUGCUGGUGGUUCUACUGGUACCGGUAGAGAUGUGACUGAGACCAAGUCUGCAUCUCCGACUGAUGCAAGCAAUAGCAAUGACAAAGAUGACAGCAUGACAUCUAACUUCCUGGACACUUCUGAUUCUGAAGUGGCGUUGGCCAGCUUCUCAAACGAGCUACUUGACCAAGAUAUUGAAGAUGGGCCCUCUACUGAGAGCUUGACUAGCGCUAAUUCGCGUCAUUUGUUUAUUGAAGACUUGCGUAAGAAGCAGUUUGGCGUUGGACUUCAAAUUCAUGACGAGGCAACGACAUCAGUGCUGCUAAUUCAGCAGCAACGGCUGGAGCGUGCACUCAAGCGGCUUAGCGAUGAGCUCUACAGCGAGAGCACACACUUCGUUCUCGAGCUGUUGCAGAACGCAGAUGAUAACGCUUAUGACGAUGCUGUGAUUCCACUUGGUGAUUUUUCGUUGACAGCCGACAAGGAAAUUGUCUUUUACAACAAUGAACGGGGAUUCUCACCAGAAAAUAUUCAAGCGAUAUGUGAUGUGGGUGCAUCUACGAAGGCGGCAAUAAGCUCGGAGGCAAGUAUAGGCAAAAAAGGUAUUGGCUUUAAGAGCGUAUUCAAGGUAUCCGACAACCCGCAGGUACAUUCGAACGGUUUUCACAUUUGUUUUCACGCGAAGACUUCGCAGCACGGCAAUGGUAUGGGGUAUAUCUUGCCGUACUGGCUAAACGACACCACUCAGUGGAAACAGCGUCGUGGUACGACAUUUGUGUUACCGUUGAACGAAACAUCAAUGCAUAGGGUGGAUGAAAUUUCGCAGUCACUCCUGGCAUUCGAGCCGUCUGUAUUGCUCUUUCUUCGACGUAUUCGCGAGCUUCGCCUUCGCGAUUUGGCUCGGCAGCACACGCUUCACUUUCUUAAGAGAGAGAAGAAGUUGCAACCAAACACGCUUAUUGUUCAGCUGCUUUCACGAGUAAAGAAAAGCGAGAAUAGCGUGGAUGUGGUGAAGCAAAACUGGCUGGUUGUGAAGGCGAAACUGGAAUCGCCGCCGUUAUUCACUCAUGGCCGUCCGACCGAGAUAGCGCUUGCGCUUCCUGUUGCAGGGCAUCAAAAGGAUUCCAGCGAGCGAAGCGACCGACCACCACUUCAACAAGUUUUUGCGUACUUGCCACUGCGGUCUUAUGGGUUCCGAUUUAUUCUACAGGGAGACUUUGAAAUUCCGAGCUCAAGAGAAGCUAUUACAAACGGAAGUGAGUGGAAUGAGUGGCUUGUAUCCAAAUUCCCACCGCUUGUACGCGCAGCCGUGAGCAACUACAUCUUCACGGUUGAAAAAGACGAAACGAGCGACGGUCAAAUGAGCGGCGAAAACGUAAUUGCUGCAAUCUCACACUUAAUUUCGCUACUGCCUCUCGAAAACGAGGUGCAAGCUCCUUUCCGGAGCAUAAUUCCGGAGAUUAUGCGUGAGCUACGCCAAGUAAAGUGGCUAGCCGGUGCUUUCUUUACGCCAUCUUCAUCCGUGGAAAAACUGCUUAUGCCAUCAGACUUGAUUGAUUGUGUGGAGUUGACGGGGAACGAAGUCAGUGGAAACAUGACAGCAUUGUUGGGAGCUCUCAGCGAAGACGUCAUAACGUCGACGUUUAACAAGCGCUUCCUACAUCCUGCCCUUUCUCGAGACAUGCCGAUAUCGAUGAAAAAGCAGCUACGGAUUGAGCAGCUUCAUUCAUCUCAUUUGAUGCGGGUUUUAUCGCUAUCGGCGAAAAUGAAUGACAUCCACUGGACGGUGAAGAUUCUUGCACUUCUCACAAAGCUUUGGCGAAAGGACUGCCAUUCUAAAUUACUUUGGCAGGAACUUCGGUUAAUUAAGUGCUUCCCGCUUCAACAAAGGCGCAGCAUGGACGGUAAUAUUAGGUGGAUAUCGCUAGCUGAAGGCCACGACACACUUUUUGUAUCUGGUGUCCAAGCGGGCGACACUAAUUCCAGUCGUGGAGAAUCGUACGAAUUUUACGGAGACCUUCGCAUUCUGGAUGACAGAUUCACGCAGGCUGUUUCCAAGAGCCCGAAGCUACGGACAUUCCUGACAAAUGAUGUGGGCAUCCACGUGAUGGAAGACCACGAAUUGAUUCGGCACCAUAUCUUUCCGAAGAUGACGAUGUUGCGUUCACCUACUGACGAUUUGAGCGAUUGUAAUACUGCAGAGCUGGACGUCAGGGUGGUGAUUGAGUACGGGCAGUUUCUAUCGUCGCAUCUGGUCUCUUGCUCAAAUUGUCCGAUGCACGCAGAUGUGAAAGCCAACAUGGUUGUUGCAGCGACCGACGGUCGCGUUCUCACCGUUGGCGUGUCUAACGUGUUCGUAGUCCUGCCAUCCACGUUCAAGGAUAUGUCCCAGCUAGUUUCGUGGAUCACAACGAAGACGAAGACUUCCAAGCUAGAUGAAAGCGCUUUUGGUAUUGUGUCAGGCGAAUAUUUUUCCGACAACGAUAGCAAGACUGAAAUGGUGUUGAAGAACUCGGUGGAUAAAAAAUGGCAGGAGUUGCUGGUGGAUGUUUGUGAGUUGCCUCUACUGUUUGACACUGCAAGUCUCAUCUUAGACCCAUGUUCACAGGCAGGAAUGAAGCAGGUUCUCGAGUGGAUCGAAGGUGAGGAUGAUAUUGCCGUGAAACGCAAUAUUUCCAAGCAUUUGGCAGAGCACUUGGACAAACACUGGAGAGCAAACGAGAGUAAACUCAACUCCGAAAGCUUUGAUUCUGCUUUUACCACUAGCAAUCAGGCGGAUACUUUUGACUGGUGGCGUCAAAACAACUGGCUGGAAGGAUCCGAUGGGAACUUUCACCGCUCGAUUGAUCUAUAUUUGUCGACCGAGACGAUCACUCGUUUGUUCACACCGGCCAUGGUUACGUUCGCCACAAUGACGUGGAAGAACAAAGAUUUCUCCGAACGGGUCCUUGGUAUGAAAGCGGACGCAACUGUGUUUGAUGUGCUUUCAACUAUCUCGAGUCUCUCUGUUGACUCAACGUUGGUGUAUGCACUAGAAAUUGACCAAAUGAUCCGAAUGUACACGUUCUUGUGGGAACAAAGUCAGCAGUCUGAUGCUUAUCGUGACGAAAUCAUGAAAGCGUUCUCGUGCAAAAUGAUGCUGUUUGUUCCAGCUGAGGCACAUACAUCAGGAAAGGAAACUCGAAACCACUUCGCUGGUAUAAAGAAUGCGGUAUGGUCAUCGACAGCGCACAACGGAGAGCUGUUUUCGCUAGAGACCCAGUAUCCGAAGACAUUAUCCGCCUUCUUCACUGAGGUAUGCGGUGUACAACGAAAACCAUCGAUCUCAUUCUUGUGUGAAAUGAUCACUAGACAAGCAUCCUUCUUGAGCACUCAUGGUAGCAACAAACGGAGCGCGUCCGAGAAAACCAAGUUGUGGAAAAAAAAGCUGUUACCACUUCUGUGCGCACUAGCCAAGAAAGUGAAAAAGCGCUCGCUGUCGAAGAAAGAGACUAAGACGAUCAGGAAGACUAUAAAGUCAGCUCCUUGGCUGCCAGCACGAUGCAUGAAUGGAUUUCAAAAUGGUCUAGUGUUUUGUAGAUUAAAAGACCAGCCUGUAUUAGCGACGACGGAGAACGAAAAGAAGCUGCAGAAGUUGAUGUUGUCUCUCACUACGGAGAUUUCCGCAGACCAUGAUGUCAGCCUAUACGAAGACGAAAAGAACAAGGACGGAGAGGAUGUCAAAAUGGUUCAGCUUGAUGCCUUCACGGACAACGGCGUUCUGGACGCACUGCUCGGUUUUGCAAAAAUAUCGACAGUAUCUGCCCACCUCGGGGCCCAUGCAAGCUCCUGGUGUAAGAUAUUUGCUCGCUUUACAAAAUCUACUCAGCUCGAUCGCAAAAAAGGUAGGAAGAAAUUACUGAAGCUUGAACAGCUUUUGGUAAAAGCCUGGGCAAAUGUAUUUUGCUCGUCUUCAUCUUCGGUUGUUGGCGAACAGGAGAUCCAGCGGAAUGUGCAACAUUUCAUCUUUUUUCCAACGGUUGAUGACAACCAGCAAUGGGUAUCCGCUACCAAUUUCUAUAUCAAUGACCAAACCGAGCUGUCCAAGCAAGAUCUACAACAACCAGGACUAGCUGGACAGUUGAAAGUACUUGGAUUGUUUUCGUGGAACUAUUUCGUGGACAAUCCAGCAAGUGAAGACAGAGGUAGCGAGGCGACUCGGGUUCGCAAGUUUCUCACCGAGUAUUGUGGUAUGAAGUCGCUUAAGGAGCACUUGCAAUACGAAGUCAGUGUCCUUAGUACGCAGCAUCUUGCAAGUGAGGCUUUUCAUGAAAAGAUUCGCACUGCAUUUGUUCUGGCCCAGCGAUUCCUAUUCCACACCCACCGGCAUCUGUAUGAUCAGUUCCAUCAUGAAUCGAUAGCAAAGCUUGCGUCCGAGCUUCAGUGUGUUUUGGUUGAUGGUCACGAUGGGUUUCAAGUGGUGUAUCGAGUUGGAAAUUCGUUCAGUCUUCGCCGUGGAGCUGAUGCAUUGUCACAAUGCUUCCUCGAUGUCUCGAAAAAUACCCUGUAUAUGCAAUCUGUGACAGGAGACGAAGAAGUAAGUGCGCUCUCUGUGGUCUUAAUGGAGCUCUGUCGUAAACUUUUUGGUACUCAAGUGGCUUCUAGCGUUGCGAACUUGCUGUAUCUGAGUUUGUUGCAGCCUAAUUCUCUAUUGAGAGACCAGUGGCUAGUGCAGACCCAGCUUUUGCCUCCAUUUCCUGCCAGUGAAGCUGGAAGUUUGUGGGUAGAGCAAUUUACCACAUCUUCCACUGCUAACAAUGUUAAUCGAAAGCGAACGUCGAAAGACUUUGAAGAUGGCGAGGUUGCUGCAGAAGAUGGUCCGACGAAGAAACACUAUGCUCCACUGCAAAAUGACAAAACGUACAAUACUUCGUUGCCUCCGUUCGCACCAACAAACUACGGCACGGCUGGAAAUGGGGAAAGCUAUGACAUGCAGAUGCAAAGACCUUCGUACCUGCCCCUUCCACCAGCAAACGGAAGUGCUGACAGAGCUCCGCAUUAUCCACCGCUACCCCCUUCAUCAUCCUUUGGUACAGGGAUGCAAUCUCUGUCGUUGUCGAACACGAUGUCGAAGGAGGAACGAGAGGCUAUCGGUCGCUGGGGUGAGGAGUAUGUGUAUAACCAACUGAAGCAGCAGCAUGCUGACAGUGCGUCAAACCUGAUUGUCGAGUGGGUGAACGAAAAGGAGGAAUCCGGUCUCCCGUACGACCUCACGCUGUCAUCAGGAAAUAAAGUAGUGGAGUAUAUUGAGGUCAAGUCCACGCGCACGACGGAGAAGGGUGUGUUCGAGAUUAGUAUGAAUGAGCUGGAUCAAGCAGCAAUCCAUGGUUCGACAUACUGCAUUUAUCGCGUGUUUAACGCCGGUAACUCUGCAUUGUGCCGAGUAAUUCGCAUGAAGAACCCGGUAUCGCUGGUGCGCCAACGCAAGAUUCAGCUGGCUCUUGUCAUGCAGUGA